UUCAUGUGCUUUACCUUUUCCUGCCUAGCUCUUUCUGGAUGACUUGCCUGGGUUGUGACCCUCAUCAUCAAGACGUCACAUCAUCAAAGGAAAAUGUUACAUAGGGCCAGAAAUGGGUGGCUGCUGCCAAGAGAAGAGGCAGAAACCACUAGGAGAGUCAGAGGAAGAACAUCUCCUGCUUCAGUUAGGUUAGGAGCAGGAGUCAGCGUAUAGCAGGAGCUUUUCCAUGCAGGAGUUUUGUUCUUAAGAAGCUGAUAAAUAUCCAACAACUUUUCUUGUAGGAAACUUCCAUGCUAGAAUAUUGUCACCUCCAGUUCAUCGUUCAGCAACAUCUGACACUUCAAAGCCUGGAGCGGCUCUUACUGCUGCAUGACUCUGCCUUGAAUUGACAUAUGAGACAUCUGAAGCAGUAUUCCUCUGCUUACUGAGCCAAGGGGCUUGUUGUGAUGGAUUUCUCAUGGACCUGUGCAAUGUGUGUUCAGCAGAGCCUGCUCUAGCCUAAGAACUGACCAAGUCAAGACAGUCAAGAUGACAAACGAACCUAUUAAAGAGAUUCUGGGCGCUCCAAAGCAUCCUGAUUCUGUAACCACAGAGAAGAGUAAUAACAAUGACUGUGUGAUAACCACCAUCCCUCUUGUCAGUGAAUGCCAGCUGACUGCAGCAACAGGGGGAGCAGAACUCUCCUGUUACCGCUGUACCAUUCCCUUCGGUGUGGUUAUCCUCAUAGCCGGCAUUGUGGUUACUGCUGUGGCAUACAGCUUCAAUUCCCAUGGAUCAAUCAUCUCAGUGUUUGGAUUAGUCCUCUUGUCAUCAGGACUCCUUUUGCUGGCUUCUAGUGCAGUGUGCUGGAAAAUCAGGCAGCAAAACAAGAAAGCAAAGAGGCGGGAGAGCCAGACGGCGCUUGUGGCAAAUCAGCGAACCUUGUUUGGUUAAAGAGAACCCAGAGAAGGCUGGCCAGAAGACAGAACCUUUACUUGGUAGUGAUUCUUUCCGGGAUGGAGGAGAAAACACUUUUCCUUCACAGAAAACAGUGUCGUCAUAACUGCAAUCAUCAUAACUGCAUUCUUCAACAUGCUGAUUAUGUUGGAAAGGGAGCUUGUGAGAACUAAGAAAAUAAUUCGAACUGACUUGAAAUGCCAGAGAUCUCCUUAAUACACACACUGUGACAUUUGACCAAGGGAGAAGUCACAGCAUUUGAAGUGACUACAAGGCCAGAUUAUCUGUGACUUAAUUUGUAGCUCAAAAAAAAAAAAAAAAGCAAUAGCAACCAACCACACUGCAGAUUGCUCAAUAAGCUGAUUCUUAUAUUUUAUGUAACUUUCCCCUUCCAAUAUCUGUGGUACUUUCCCCCAUUUUUAAACGAACUAAUAUUAAUUUUGUUUUACUAUUGAAUAGAAAUAGGUAGAAAUGUGUAAUUAUAUUGUCUAACCUUAAUAACGAGGUAUGAUUAUAGCUUAAAACAUGAGAUUUUUUUUUGUAAAUGAAAGUGGUCAGGUUUAGCACUUUUGAUUAUUUUGCUAUAAAAUUAAAAAGUAAAUUUCAUUAAAAUAAUAUUCAGUGCUGCUAGACCUUUAGAAAAUCUUUUUUUUAUUGCUAUCAAGAUAGCUUAUAUCUUCAACUUUGACUGCUUUGUGAUUCUGUUCUUGUAAAACACCAGCUGUGACAAUAACUGUGAACAUAUGUACUGCUGAUCUCUUCCAAAAAUCAAUGUAGACUGUGGAUUUUGGUUUGAUAGUCCAUCCCUCUUGCAGCUUGAUUAACAACUCAGUUAUUGAAAAAUCAUAAUGGUCAGUUCUGCAAACACUUACUGGCAUAGUCAGUUUUAGACACAACUAUUAAUAAUUGCUUGUGGAAGCAAAGUCAUCUGUGUAGUAAGUGUUUGCUGAAUGAGCUUUGGGAUUACAAAAUUUUUAUGAAAAGCAGGUGCCAAGUGUCCCCCAUGUGUGUCUGAAAUGUUUGAUUCUGUAACUCUUGUGUUCCAGAGGUCUUCCAGCUUUUCUCAGGUAAUGAAUAACUGAGGGGCUGGUCCCAAAUUGAGACCAGCAGACCAGAACAUUAUUUCUUCAUCUGUAUCUUGAAGGACAAGUGGUGCUGAGCCAAGUCACAGGCUUGCACCCCAGCAUGUAUGUGGGUGGCAGAAGGCAGAGGCUCUGCAUCGAGUCCUCUUUCUUUUGAUUUCUCUCUUACUUUCUCCAGACUCAAACGGGCUGGAUGUGAUUUUUGCUUUCCACUGCUGCAGUGAGCAAGGCCUGUGCUAGUGUGCCUCCUCUUUGCCCUCGGGAGCCUCUGGCACCCACCACGGCUGUGGCGAUGCCACUGCAGAGCACACCUGCCCGACGGGUGCUGCAGGGGAGAGCCUUCUGCGGGCCAUCCUGGAGCCCUGCGCUUCUCCUCCUGAAAGCACCCAGGCACUCUGGCUUAGGUGCUUCCUUUUCCUCUGCCCUCCGUGGUUUAAGCUUGUUACAUCCAUAACUUAUCCCCGGAUUUGCAAAAUGCACUUCGUGUUUUAAAUAGAGCCAGCUAUAUGUAUGGGAGGGGCUGUUUGGAGUCAGUAUUUGCGUUGCCACACUCUGUGGUUACCAGACGCUAUAAUAAAAUCACUUGCAUCAGAGGAAAGCUGACAACACAUUUUAGCACUUCCAUAGCACUAACUUAAUCAUGGCAGGAAGCUUUCCUGCUGCUAGGAGAACAUGUUGCGUCACCAGAACAUCUGACACCGGUGUCUAAUGUCAAUCACUUUGCUUAAGGUCAUUAAAAAUAUUAGGGUGUCCCCUUACGGUGUACAGGUUUUGCAUGAGUGACAAUUCAUGGGAAAUGCAUAGCAUGAUAAAUAAUGGAACAGGUGGACUAAAGUGGUGUCUUUCCUGUUUAAAAUGAGAAAAGUGAUUGACAUUAGCAAAGCUGGAUAAGCUAAAUAGGGCUGCUUAUUUUUUUUCCCCUGGGAACACAAU
This is a messenger RNA of Athene cunicularia (burrowing owl), 2951 nucleotides long. RefSeq names its product transmembrane protein 100 (gene TMEM100). Bases 529 to 933 code for a protein of 134 amino acids. Gene Ontology annotation, biological process: cellular response to BMP stimulus. The transcript has 3 exons. The record is from RefSeq and is a predicted model, not a curated record. NCBI's taxonomy places the organism in Eukaryota, Metazoa, Chordata, Aves, Strigiformes, Strigidae.